Protopolystoma xenopodis is the source of this 351-nucleotide messenger RNA. The record is from the annotation of a GenBank genome assembly. NCBI's taxonomy places the organism in Eukaryota, Metazoa, Platyhelminthes, Monogenea, Polystomatidea, Polystomatidae.
AUGCGUCAUUUUAGUAGACAAGCUGAUCCGAGACAUUGUACCAUUACUAGAAAGGGCAGCUAUAUUGACUGGAAUAGACUCUCCUCUGACUUCUUACUGGAGGUGAGUCCUUCCAGGCGUCCAGAUAUGGUCUGCAGAUUAAUAUCUUUCUUGAUGCAAGCUCAGAAAAUACUUCAUGAAUGGGACCAGAAAGCAGGCAUGGUCUUAGUUGCCCUUGUAAGAACUGGUAAUUGGGUUGGUCGCUAUCGAUGGAGGGCCACUGUUGCGGUGCGCAUCUUCAGGCAUCGUUCUGCCUCGGAGGUUAUACCAGCCCUUUCAGGCAUUUCUCAUUCUUCGUUCAACCAACCAUAA